Tuber melanosporum (Perigord truffle) is the source of this 1175-nucleotide messenger RNA. RefSeq lists its product as uncharacterized. The transcript has 4 exons. The record is from RefSeq and is a predicted model, not a curated record. NCBI's taxonomy places the organism in Eukaryota, Fungi, Ascomycota, Pezizomycetes, Pezizales, Tuberaceae. Gene Ontology annotation, biological process: carbohydrate metabolic process. Bases 111 to 905 code for a protein of 264 amino acids. Gene Ontology annotation, molecular function: hydrolase activity, acting on carbon-nitrogen (but not peptide) bonds.
CCUGCCUUUUCGUUAGAUCGAGUCCACUACUCUUGCGUCUUUCAAUCUCCGUUUAUCCAUCUUUCUAAAGCUUCCCCUCGUUGGAGAGAGAAGAAAUAUACACGCUCGCUAUGCAUUUCCAAAAGGUUUCCGUUGCGUCGGCGUUGCUGGCGUUGCUCCCAGCGACAAUUGCUUCUCCAUAUGGUCUCUUUAAUAGGCAGGGACGAAGCAAGCUGGGGAGUAUUCCUUAUGGGGCGGACAUUUACCGCUGCACUGUGCCCGGGACAGUUGCCGUGACCUAUGAUGAUGGCCCGUAUAUAUAUACCAAUGAGGUGUUGGAUUUGCUCAAGGAGUUCGAUGUCAAGGCUACGUUUUUCGUUACCGGAAACAACAUUGGCAAAGGUGCCAUCGACAGCGCAUCCCAGCCAUGGGCCGGUGUGAUCCGGCGCAUGGAGAGCGAAGGCCACCAGAUUGCCUCUCAUACUUGGACCCACCAAGACCUCUCGAAAAUCAGUGAAGCCGAGCGGAGGGACGAGAUGCUCAAGAAUGAGGCGGCGAUCAAGAACAUCAUCGGAAAGUACCCAACAUACAUGCGCCCUCCGUACUCCUCCUGCACCGCCGAUUCCGGCUGCACGCGUACGAUGGACGACCUGGGUUAUCACAUCAUCUACUUUGAUGUUGACACCGACGAUUACAACAACGACACCCCAGCAACCAUCCAGGUCGCCAAGAACAACUUUGCCAGGGCGAUCGAUGGGACGAGUCCCGCUCAGAAUAAAUUUUUGGCCAUCGCCCACGAUAUCCACGAGCAGACCGCUCGGAGCUUGACCAGGUUUAUGCUGGAGACCAUCAAGAAGAAUGGCUAUAGAGGGGUUACUGUUGGCGAAUGCUUUGGUGACGCAAAGGAUAACUGGUACCGGACCUGAAUUGUAACAAACAACAAACAAACCUGAACAUAAAAAAUUUGAUUGGCGUUUCUUCUUCUUCUUCCUUUCAUUAAUUCUCAUUUUUCAUUUUUCAAUUUUUCAAUUUUUCAAUUUUUUAAAUCGUCAGCGGACAUGAUUACGGGUCAAGGGAAAUAAUGUUUUUUUUUUUUUUUGUAAAACCUGCAAUGGCGGGCGUAACCAUAAUGCCGUCGUGUGGGGUGACUUAUGUAGCCUAACCUCGUGCAACAAAUAAACAACUGUACCAAUUCA